This is a messenger RNA of Schistosoma turkestanicum, 14417 nucleotides long. NCBI's taxonomy places the organism in Eukaryota, Metazoa, Platyhelminthes, Trematoda, Strigeidida, Schistosomatidae. The record is from the annotation of a GenBank genome assembly.
AUGACAAAUAAAAUUGAUUUAGUACUGACGUGUUUAUUGGAAGUUUGCAAUCCAUUUCAUUUGUUCAUUGAUCAAACGUACUCUUCAAAAAUGACAUUUCAAAUAAAACCAUUUGAAUCCAAGGAAAUUACUGUUUCAUUUAAUCCAAAGUAUAAAGAUGAUUUGUUUAGUCGAAGAGCUGAUGAAUUAUUAUUUAUUAAAUAUGCUGAACAUCCACAAAUUGAUGCAGUACGUUUAAUUGGUGAAGUACAUUUUCCAAAUGUUCAAUUCAGCUCUAAAUUAAUCGAUUUCGGUUGUAUAUUGAAUAAUACAGAAAUGACAGAACAUUUAACUAUGAAAAAUAUCAGUCCUUUACCAGUGAAAUUUCGUUGGAGUCUACUAAUUGGUGAUCGACCAAAUAUUAUAUUUAAACGUCAAGCUCGAUUAACAGAACAUCCUGUUAUUGUAAACGAUACUGAAUUAGAGCAUUAUGAUGCUACUGACAAUAAAAAUGCAGAACAAAUUACAAUGCUUGAAAAUAAUUUACAAGAUACUUGUACAAAUGAUACUGACCAAAUAGAACAUGAAACCCAAAUCCAAACUGAACAACAAAAUGACUCAGAUCAAAAUCUACCAGUUACAGAGAUCAAUAAACCAACUGAUGAAAAUACAUCAGCUGACGAGAAUCUCAAUACUAAUUCAUCUUCUCCUGACAAUCGAAUAUUACGUAAUCUAAUCGAAGAGGAUGAAGAUAUUGUCCCGUUAGGUAUUGAAGAAUUAUUCGACCUAGUGCCACUUUAUGGGGAAAUUAAUCCAGGUGAAACUAUAUCUUUAAGUUGUACAUUUUAUGGACAUUCAGAAAUUGAAGCAUCAGUAUUAGCUUUAUGUGAAAUUGAAGGUGGUCCUGAGUAUAAAAUUGAAUUAAAAGGUUCUGCAUCAGAAAUUGAUUUUCAACUAGAUCAAACUGAUCUGGAUGUUGGUUAUAUUCGAUUAGAUAAACCAAUGUUUUGUGAAUUUAAUAUUUUAAAUACAGGAAAAGUUCAAUUUGAAUUCAACAUUCAAUUAACAUCAAAAUGUACACAGUUUGGUCAAUUUAAAAUUGAACCAUUCUAUGGUCAAAUCAAUGGAAAUCAAUCACAACCAAUUCGAAUUACUUUUCUGCCAUGUAGACCAGGUUAUUUUGAACAAGAAUUCACUGUUCAAAUAGCUUAUUUCUUACCAAAACUAAUUAAAAUACACGGAAUAAUUGACUUUGCUCAUUUAAAUUUGAAUUUACCGCGUGGCGGCAUGAUUUCGUCGGACGACGUUCAACAAUCAUUGAACAAUGAUCAAUUGUCAAUAAUAGAUGAAGAAACCGCACAUUUUAAUGAUCCUUCUGUUUUCUACCAGUUGACGAUGUCCAAAUUACUCAGUGAUUUACAUCAUGAAGUGAUCAAUUUGAUAGAUUUAUGGGAAAAACAACAAACUAUGCCCAUUGUCUGUUUAUGUCAAACAGUAUUUUCCGAUACAACACAUACAUUAUUGAUUGAAUCUGUGAAAAAUAUCAAUUUAGAUCGAAUAUUUAUGCAUGAUGCCAAUUGUCCGAUUACUAAAGCAAUAAAACAAUAUCUGACAAGUCAUUAUUAUACUGGAAUAAACAAUUUUCCAGAAAAACUAUUCCAUCUAAUUCCUGAUUUGAAUUUACAGUUGGAUGCAGAACGUGCAUAUAUUUGUAAUCUUUUAGAUACUAUUGAAUCCAAUGAAUUGAAUAUUAGAAGUAGUAUCAAUGAUGAGAACAAUGUUCAAUGUAAUAGCGAUAACGAUUGUUUAAAAAUGAUUACAGAAAUUGAAGAACAAGUUAAACCUUGUUUUGUAAAAAAUUUAUACUUGCCAUCGUAUUUACUUGAUUUUGGCGUAGUUAUCCUUGGUACAAUUGUCAAACAAACUAUCACUGUGGUCAAUACAAAUUAUGAACCGAUUAGUUUUCGUUUUGAUACAACAUCUUUAUCAAAAGCGAAACAAUUCGGUUUUAAUAUGAAUAUAACAAAAAUUCAUCAUUUACCUGGUUCGCCGGAUUAUGAACCAUUAGAUAUUGAAAUUUCAUUGGAUACAAAACAGAUGAACCAGUGCAUAACCAAUGAAAGUUUAAUUCAAACAGAAUUAUUGAUUAAAGUACUCAAUGGUCCUUCUGUAACAAUUUGGCUUCGAGCUAAAAUUAUUAAACCAACUUUAACAUCACAUAUCAAUUCAGUGGAUUUUGGUGCAGUUCAACGUGGUGAAGCACGUCUUAUUACAAUACAACUACACAAUCCAUCGCCUGUAUCAAUCAAUUGGUAUCGCACAACACCUGAACUACAACAACUCGGCAAAACCACUACCGACACAGUUCAUCAUCCAAUCCGUGUUCAUUAUAAUAAUAAAUCAGCGCGAAAUGUAUUGAAAGAGAAACAAUUAAGAAUUUUUGAAUUAAUACCAAUGCGAGGAGUAUUGGGACCGAAUGAAAAAACCAAUAUACAGAUAAGAUUUACACCAAUUGAAGAGAAAAAAUAUGAAACCAAAAUUCAAUUGAACAUUGAAAAUAGUAGUGAUACAAUGUUGAAAAUCCAUUGUCAAGGUAAAGGUUUAGAGCCACAAUUAACAUUUGAUCGUGUUAUGUUACAAUUUACACCAAUUUUACCAUAUCCCAUAAAUGGAAGUGAAGAAUUGGUGACAAUAACCAAUCCAUGUGAUUAUCCGAUAGAAUUUUAUUCCGUCGAAUUGGAUAAACAAGCUGUUUUAGAAGAUGAAAUAUUAAGAUUCAUUGAUGGUUACGAUGAAUACGGCAGGUUAAUAUUGCCUCCACGUAAACCAGGCGAUGCAUUACCUUCGGAGAUUCUAUCUUAUUAUGAAGAAUAUGCUAAUAAAAUGGUCAAUACUAAAUUAUCCGAUGAAUUGGAUGAAACUAUUCGUCAAGAAAAUAGUGAUGAAAAAAAUAUUAAAGAAUUAAAAUUCAUUGGAGUUUCUUCUUCUUCAUCAUCAACAACAUCAACAACAACGCUAACAACAGCAACAUCAUCUUCAUCAUUGAAAGAGUUGAAAAAAUCCAGUACAAGCACAACGAAUACAACUACUACACCGACAAAUAAUACCAAUUCAACAACUACAACUACAACAACUACAAAUGAAUUAUUAGAACCUCCGCAUAAAUUCGAUAAACCAACCACAUUGUUGUCUGAAUUAUUUCUUCAUGAAAAUCUAUCAACGGAUUUAUCAAAUUUCAAUCAACGAAAACCAACAUUCGAUGUAACACCUGUGUCACUAGCUUUAACACGUUAUUUAGGUGUGGAUUCAAUGCAAGAUCCUAGUAAAUAUGGGAAAUUUGGUAUAGUGAUUCUAGUCAAUGGAGCAUUGGAAUCCAUAAGACAUGAGAUUGUCAACAAUUUAGCCAAUGAAUAUCAAGCCAUGAUAUUCAAUUUAAAUCAAAUUAUUAUUGAAGCUUUAUUGACUAGUACCACAGAGGCAGCUUAUCAAGCAAGACAAUUGUGUUUGAAUGUCGGUUUGGAAUUGAUUCAAACAAAAUUACUUGAAAAGCAACAUCAGCAACAGCAGCAACAACAACUAGACCAUGAUCAGUCACAACAACAAUUACAAAUGAUGACCGAUUUAGAAAUUAAAUUAGAUUCACCAACAGAAUUAUUGGAUAAUGGGCCAAAAGAGGAAACGAUUCAGGAAGGUAAUCAUUCAUCUAUCACAUCUAUUGAUGGCGAACAGUCAAAGCUAAAAGCAGGCCACCAAGAAAGACAGCACAAAUUAUCGAUUAAUCGACAAGGUCAAGCUCCAUUUAAAAUUGCCGGACAACGUGAUCUAUUGAAUAUAACUAAGAAAUUGAAUGAUAUGAGCCUAAUUAGUCCUGAAUUGAAUUCAACAUUGAAACCCCGACGUAUUACAUAUUCUUCAAUGUUCAAUAAUAAUAAAAAUGAUUCUAUUAAAUCAUUCAUUGACAAAUCCCCACUGAAAUUAUUGAACAAUGAACAAUUGUAUACAACCAUUCUACCGGAUGAAAUAAUUUUACAAUUAAUACAAGAAUAUUUAAAUCAAUUACAUGAUUGUUCUCAUCGUCAUCAAUAUCAACAUCGUUAUACAACAACAACGCAUAAAGGUAUCAUUAUCAAUGGACUGGAAUCAGAAUUCACCAAAAAUGCCACAUCUACCUUAGAAUUAUUAUUAAAAUGUUUUAAAAAUAAUUAUCAAUAUUUUUAUACGCUAAGUCUGAAAUCUAAUUAUGACCAAUAUAAACAAUGUAUUUAUGAACAACAAUUAGAUUUGAAUGAAGCGCAAAUAUUAUUAAAUCAACAAUAUUGUGAAAAAUUGGACAAUUUAACAGAUUAUGAAUAUGAAGAAUUAGUGGAAAGUGAACGUCACACAAUUGAUCAAUUACAAUUGAAAAUACGUCGUGAAAAACGUCAAAUUGAAUUAGAACAAAAACGUAUACAAGAAGAACAGUUGCGUGAAGAACAAGAAGCAGAAGCGAAACGUUUAGAAAUGGAACGUAAUUUGAAGAGAAAAGGUAAACGGAUCGAUGAAAAAUUACCUAAACCAACUGCAUCAAAUCCUCGUGUAUUGUCUGGUCGAAUGAGUUCAAAACCUGUAAAAGAAGGUGGUGUUAGUAAUUUGGGUAAAAUCGAUGUAUCAGACAAAUCUCCGUUACCGGUUGUGGAAGAGGGUCGUCGUACAUCAAGAUCUCAUGAAAAACAUCGUCGAUCUGCAACCAGUUUCAAAGAUGAAGCUUUAGUUGAAGAAGAAUUAGGAGUUUGUAUAACGGAAGAAGAACAUCUAACAUCUCAGAUGUUUAAGUCAUUCGAUAAUGAAUUUCGAUCAAUAUGUGAACUACUCAGUACAUGGAAUCGUGUUACAUUACAACCACAAACAUCAUUGCUGGAAUCACAUGAAGAUAGUCCAACUUCCACUGUUGUCAAUUUACCAGUUGGUAAACGUAUUCGACAAAGUGGUUCAAAUUUCCCACCGAACACAAUCGGUACACAUUUAAACAAAACUAAACAUUCCAUUGGUAAAAUUAAUCCAACUAAUAAUGUUCAAACUGUCAAUGAUAGUACAAAUAUUUUAUUACCGCCAAUCUAUUGUGAUUUAAAUUUUUUGCGUGAAAAUCAACUUAAUAAUCAAUCAAGUGACGUGAAAAAUGAAAAAGAUUCCAUUGAUAAUAAUAAUUCACAAACUAUUGGAAUACCACAUUUGAUUGUUGAAUUUCCAUUUAGAAAAGAUACAAACAUUAUUGAAGCGGUUAAAGAAGAAAUCAGCUUGCUGUUAACCGACUCCGAUGUGAUUCAUGUUGAAAAUGUAAUCGGUACUAGAAUUAAAAAUAAUUUAUUAACCAUAGAAGACAAUGCAACACAACAACAAGAACACCAGAAGUGCCGAUCAAUCCCUGAACUAUGUCAAUUAUUACAAUCCGCCAAUUAUUUACCACAACUUAAUGAAAUCAACAAUUAUUUAGGCAUUGGACCGAAUGGACCACCAAUACCCGCUCCAACUAAUUUCUCAAUUAUUUAUUAUCCAACCAAUAAUCAACAUGUGAAAACACCAAUUGGGAAUUAUGCGAGCUAUUCAAUACGAAAAUCAUUGAAAACAUUGGCAGCGGCGAAAAUCAAUGAAGAAAAAUCAUCAAUGACGACCACAAAUUUGAAAUAUUUUGAAUUUUUAACCUCUGGUCAAGGUGAUCCAGCGAUGCUUAUGCUGAAUACAUUGAGGUCAGGUAGUGUUAUUGAUUUGAUGAAAGAAGGUGCAGAAGAACAGGAAGGAGGAGGAGGAGCGGACACAUUGGAAACGUUGAAUAAACACAAGGUUAUCGAUUCAUCACGUAAAACAGGAAGUCGUUCUAUGAAAAAAGAACGCAAAUCACCAAGACAAAAACAUCAAAAUUUAGAACCAGGCGAAUUAACAAGUCGUAAAUCUAAAGUUUCCAUUGGCGGUACAACUCUUGGUCAUGGUGGUGGCGGUGUUGGUCUUCGACGUACUUCUAUCACAAGUAGUAGUAUACUUUCAGAACAAACAUCUUUAAAUGAUGAAAUGUCAAGCAUUGAAUCGAAUCAAUUAUUGAUUGGACUACCUCUUAAUCAUUUCCGUUGGAUUGUACCAGCUAAAGGACAAAUUCGUUUAAGAAUUCGUUUCCGUUCUGAUCAAAUUGGCCAGUUUGAUCAAAUUUUUAAUUUUGAAUUAGUGAACAGUAGAAGAAUUUAUCAAUUAUAUUGUCGUGGUAUAUGUGCUCUACCAACAAUUAGCCGUGAACCAAGAUUAAUCUUUGCAAAACGUAAACGUACCCGUAAUCAAGGUGAAAUUGUUCAUGGUGUCUAUUUGAUGUCGACAUCAUGUUUUGAAUUUGGACCAUUGUUAAUUGAAAAGUCAAAAGAUCGCAUUCAAGAAAAUUGUUAUCCUGAAAAUAUCACCUAUUUCAAUUUAGUGAAUACAUCACAAAUGGAUUCUGAUAUUAAAUUAGGCUUUUUAAAUGAUGCAGACGAAGAAUGCUACUGUGUAGAACCGAAAGAAUUAAAUCUGAAACCAAAUCAAUCAGCCAGUGUACGUAUAUGUGCUUGGCCAAAAUUCAAUAAACGUUAUGAUGAUGCGUUAGUUUGUUCAGUGAAAGAUAAUCCAGAACCGAUUUUAUUUAAAUUAGCAUGUGAUGGUGUUUUACCAGAAUUGGAAUUAGAUAAAAAAGUAUUUAAUUUUGAAAAAGUAUUAUUACAAAGAAAAGAAGUACGUUCGAUUACAUUCAAAAAUCGUACUCUAUUACCAGCACAAUGGAAAUUGUCUGGAAUUGAAGCGCUGGGCGAAGAAUUCUCUAUAUCUCAAGAUGCUGGUAUUGUUGAACCACAGUCAGAAUUUACUGUUUAUGCUUAUUUUCGUGCAAUGAAAUCGAUGAAACCAAAUCAAAAGCGAAGUUUACGUUUGGAAGUUUAUGAUUUAGAAAAUAUUGCUGGUUUAAUACAAGUGGAAACGAUACAAGUAUUAGCUGAAGCCUAUGAUGUUGCUUUAGAUAUUACAUUUCCUAAAGGGAGUGAUGGUGGCAUUGAUUUUGGUCUGAUUAAAGUUGGUGAAGAAAUUAAGCAUACCAUUACAUUGAAGAAUAAAGGUCCUUAUGAAAUCGUGACAAAUUUUCUAUUUAUAAAGAAUGAAAAAUUAAAAACCGAUUUCAGUAGUAUCUUCACAAUGUCACCACAACGUGUCAAUUUAUUGCCAACAGAUAAACUAACUCAAGUUAAUCUCACUUGUUGUGCACCGACAGAGUUAAUUUUAAAAGAAGCAGAAAUACUCAAAUGUCAAAUUAUUGAACCGAAUAUCAAAGGUACACCACAAUUGAUUGCAUCCAUACCGAUUAAAUUAUCAGUGAGAGCGGAAUUUAGCAAAUUUACAAUAUCUCCAAUAAAAGAUAUUAAUUUUGGCUCACUCAUAUUACAUCAUCAUAAAUCAAGACAAUUGAUCAUUGAGAAUAAUGGCGAUUAUGAAUUUCGUUAUUCAAUUGUACCGAUUAGUAAAAUGUUAGAGCUUAUUGCAACACGUGAAGCUUUAUUGAAUAAAGAAACAACCGGUACGGUGAAACAUAAAAUGUCAGAUCCAACGAUGUUAAGCACGUCACAAUCUCGUCUACAACAGGGUUUCUUUACGCUGAGUCCAGCUAGUGGACUUAUUCCUCCUGGUAAUGCACAAAUUAUCACAGUCGAUUGUUUGGCUAAUACAUUGGGUCAAUGUGUAGAAGAAUUAGCAAUUGAAAUAUCUGAUCGCGAUAUGAAACUAUAUCCACAUGGAAUAUCAUAUUAUCUUAAAGCUGAAGGUGAUCUACCAUUGAUCGAGACCAAUGAUGUUUCAGUGAUAUUUGAAGAACAUCAUGUUUGUAAAAAUUUGAACGUUCUCGAUUUACCUGAUCUAUCAGAUAUGAUUUCAUCUGGUAGUAUUUAUGGCAUUGAAGAGAAUCGUUUUGUUUAUAGAAAUGUUCUAGUUGGUUCACGUGUUGUAGCACGUUUUCGUAUAGCUAAUCGAAGUAAUGUUCCGGUGGAUGUGUCAUAUGAAAUUUGUGCCAUUGGAAAAACACCUAGUUCCUCUAAUCCAUCAUCAAGUGGUCGUUCAAGUAGUCGAAAUAGUCAACAAUCUACAACAUACGAUGCAUUUGAAGUGAUACCAGAGAAAGCACAAAUUGAACCACACGCAUCGAGUUAUGCAAAUGUUACAUUUGCACCGACAUCUAUGCAAAUUUACACAGCAAUGUUUAAUGUAUACAUUGACAAUAAAUUAUCUUCAAGUACCACAGUUGUUACUUCAGGUCGUGGGAGUGCUGGUUCCGGUAGUAAUAAACGUCCUUCAAAUCCACCAGUUCUUGCUUUUGAAUUGUAUGGUGAAGGUAAUUUACCACAAAUCAGCGUUCUACAACCAAAAUUACGUAAUCGUACUGGUCAAACAAUGUGUAUAUUUAAACGUAUACAAGUUGGCAAAAUAUCACAUCAAUUAUUAUCUCUUCAAAAUAAUGGAUUAUUGAAUAGUAGAUUAAAUGUUGAUCUAAUUGAUCCAGAUGGAGUAUUUUCAAUAAAGCCACAAUCGAAUAAUGACUCGUUACUAUUUUACAAUCCCAAAAACAAUCAAUCCACUGAUUUCACUGAUGAAUCGGAAUCAGUUGAACAUGAUGAAUUAUCUAUAGAGAAACAAUCCUAUCUGAUUGGUUUACUUUUAAAACCUAAGCAUCAAUUUAAUUUCAUCGUAUCCUAUAUACCAACUAAACGUAACGUUAAAAAUUAUGGACAAAUUCAAUUGUCAAUAAUUCAUAAUGAAUAUGAAGAUACACUGAUUGAAUUAAUUGGUGAAACAUUAAAUGAUGAAGUUUGUAUUGAAAAUGUACCGCAGCUGGAUUGGGAAAAAUAUUCCAGUAUACAAAAUGCAUUGAAACGAUCAGUUUCAGCCACAAAAUCAACGCUGGAUGAUGUAGAUUAUGACCCUAAUCAAGAUGAAAUUCAAACUACAUCAGCAUUACAACAUAACCAUCUUGAUUUCGGUGAUUGUGGUCCAAGUGAAACGAUAACGCGUACAAUAACAAUCACUCAUUGUGGUAAAGUUAAGGAGACAGAACCGACAAGUUUCCGGUUCAGUUGGCCAACUAAUAAUCCAAUUCUACAAUUUCGACCUGCCGAAGGUCAUUUACAUGUAAACCAGUCACGACGAAUUGAAGUGACAUUCAAACCAUCCGGUUCACCGACAACACUUAAAUCUCAAUCUAUCAAAUGUAACUUACAUCGUAUUGUUGUACCUGUUCCAGAAGGUUGUACGAAACCUGUUGAUUGGGACGAUACAAAACAAGUGAUUCGUUGGGUUGAUGUACCGGGAGAAAAAAUGAGCGGACCAGAUUCAUCAAAUCGUUCAGUGCCAACCACAACAACCACCACAGGAACAACAAACUCAUUAAACAAGCCAACAAAUUCAGAUCAAAUGCAAGAACAAAAAUCUCAAUUGAAUCCAAAUUAUGGUUCAACUAGUGAAGUUAGUUGUCGUAAACAAAAAUUCAUUGAAAUUGAACCAGAACCUAGCUAUGAAGAUGUGUUAGAUCAACCAGAUCCGAAACCAUUGGAAUUGUUAGUGUCUGCUGUAGCUGAUUUCGUGCAAUUUCGUUGUGAUCCAACUAGAAUUGAUUUUAAAGAGACAAAUAUUUUUGAGAAAAGAAUAUACAGAUUUGAAUUGUUCAAUCAAGGCUUAGUGACGUUACAUGUUCAAUGGUCAAUUCAAAUGAUUAGUAGUGGUUCAUCAAUGCCUGAAAAUGAUACGAAUAAUAAAAUGAAUAAUUUAAUGAGUACAAAAGAUGAUCAUUAUCAGAACACUAGCGAUGAAAACCAGAAUGAACACUGCUGGACUGAUCAAUCGCUGGUUCCAUUUCAAGUUUAUCCGAUUGAAGACAGUAUAUUACCUGGGAAAUCACAAUUUUUCGAGGUCAUAUUUAGUCCACUUUCACUUGGUGAAUUCGAGGCACAACUCAUUAGUAAAAUUGACAAUUUAACUCAACAAACAACCAGCACCAAUCGUAAUCGACCAAUUGCAACAGCACCAAUUAUCACAUUGACAGGAAAAUCACAAAGCUCAAUAUUACACUUUGAUUUAUACGAAUCAGAUUAUAUAUCGAGUGGUAGAAGAAAUUCACAAUUACCUGGACCAAUUGGAACACCAUUCGGUGGCAGUUUAGAUCCACUGACUAGAGUUAUUGAAUUCAAUACAAUUGGUCUAGGCUUGAAAUCUAUUCGAUACUUUUCAAUUAUUAAUACAACAAGAGAAGAUUUUGAAUUCAUAAUUACAAAUGAAGAUUCCAUUAAUAUCAAACAACCUCAAUCAAUUAAAUGUCUUGUAGAGAAAGGAAUCAUUUUAGCUGGAAAAAAAGUUAAUAUUGGAUUUGAAUACAUUUCUUAUCAACUUGGUUUAAUUGAAUCAUUUUGGCGUUUUAAUAUAAACAAAUUCGAUAAUUACAGUAUUCCAUUACUUGUUGUUGGGAAUACAAGAGAACCAAACAUACUGUUUGAUCAAUCCCAUGUACAUUUUAACGCUGUACUUAUUGGUCAUCAAGUUAGCAAGACGGUAUACUUAAUGAAUCAAGAAACUGUACCGCCGCCUUUAUUAACAUCAUCAACUGAUUUAUCGAUGUUGAUGAUGAUGCACGAUGGUGCAGAAGAACAAUCUUCAAACAUAUUGGAAUUUGAAUUUCUACCGUCAAGUCUUCAUAGUGCUGGGAAACAAGAUUCUAUUGUUAUUGAACCAAUGUUUGGUCGGAUAUCACCUGGUGAAAAAUUACCUAUACAAAUAACUUUUCAAGCAAAUGGUGAACGUGAAACCAAUAUCAAUGUACAAUGUCAUGUGAAACAUUGUAAUCUACCUUUAACAUUGAAUGUUAAAGCUCAAGGUUAUACCAUUCAUUCAUCAAUAUGGAUAGAUAAUGUUUUACACAAUAAUAUUACUAAAAAUAAUUCAAUCGACAAUUCUUCACGAACCACCAUCGAACAAGUUGAAAUUCAACCAUUAUGGUCUCCAUGUAUUGGUGUAAAUUUCAUUGACUUAAUGAAUAAAUCUAUACAUCGAAUUCAACGUGAUACCAAUUUAACAAAUCAAUUGACAGAAUUAAAAUUUGGCGAAUUAUCCCCUGGUGAAUGUAUCACACGAAAAUUUAUAAUCUAUAAUAAUGGACAAUUUAAAUUUGAUUUUCUAUGUCAAUUUAUGCCAAUAUUGUCGUCGAAUCAUAAAAAUGAAACCAAAAUUCAUAAAAACCGCCAAUUGAUUGAUCAAUUGAUCAAUGGUUUCAAUGUGGACAAUAGUGUGCAACCGGCAUCAUUAGAAAUCAAUCCAAAUUCUGGUAGUUUGGCACCGAAUGAAAAAUCCAUUUGUACAAUUAAAUUUCAACCACCGAAACAAUUAAGUAUUUUAGGUGUAAAUCGUUUGAAAUUAUAUAAUCUUCUAGGGAUUUGUUUAAUUAUACGAGAUGGUCCAGUGUAUGGUUUGAAAUUAUCCGGUUCAACAAAAAAACAAACUGUUCAAUUUUCAGAAACUUGUUUGAAUUUCGGAUCACAGUUAAUUAUGCAACCUGGUCUGAAACCUUGUACACGUUAUUUAUAUAUUAGUAAUGCUGAUUUGAAUCAUGAAAUGAGCAUUGAAUGUAUUUCAGAAUGUUCCAGAAUAUUUUCUUAUCAUUUAAAGCCAACAAUUUUACCGAAAAAACAACAACAUGAUAUUAUCAACCAGUCUACAAAUUCCAAUCUUCUCUGUAUGCCAAUUCAUUUUUAUCCACAAGAUGAUCAACAGGCCUACAGUGAAACAUUGACAUUUGAAAUUAAUGGUUGCAGUCAAUAUUCAAUUAAUUUAUUAGGCAAAGGAUGUCAGUUGAUCAUUGAACCAAUUGUAUAUCCAUUAUACAUUAUGAGUAAUAAUCAUCGUAAAACUAAGAAAGGCAUUCCGAAAUUCACUCAAUUAAACGAAGAAGAUGAGCUGAUCGACAAUAAAAAAUGUAUUAAUUUAGGUCAUUUAAAAACUGGUCAAAUAUCGCGCCGAUUUAUCAAGUUGAUCAAUAAAAGUUCCGCUCCGAUAUGUAUACAUCGCAUACAUUUGAAUCAACCACAGUGUAGUGAUAAUAAUAACAACCAAACUACUUUAAUUCAUGCCCAAUUUUGUAGUAAAUCGAUUUCUGUCGAUAAACAACCACUACAGCAGUUCAAUUAUUUUGGACCAAUCACAGAACUUAUGACACCGAUCAUUGUUUCAUCAAAUGGCGGUGAAGUGAUGAUGAUGUUAGGCUUGAAAUCGGAUUAUCGAUUAGCAAAAUUUACUGAAGAAGUUCUAUGUGAAAUUUCACGUGUUGAUCAAAGUGAUAAUAACAUUGAUAAUGGUAGUCACAAAAACGAAAAAACAGUAUUGCCCAAUCAGCAGCAAGAGAAUACCAAUAUGUUUUUGCCAUUAUUCUCUGUACAUGGUGCAGUGAAUACAUAUGAUAUAAAUUUUAAUACAGAAUCAAUUAAUUUUGGUUCGAUUGUACGUGGUAGUCAAUUGAGUAAACGUUUAGUGUUGAUGAAUACAGGUGAUUAUGGUGCAAAAUUCGAAUGGGAUGCAUCAACGUUCACAUCGGAAUUAACUAUUGAACCAAUGAAUGGAUCUAUCGGUGCAGGAUUAGAAGUACCAUUUGUUUUAACUUUAAAACCAGAUAAAUUAACACGUGAUCUACGUAUGAAUAAUGUAACAUGUCACAUUCAAGGUAUCGGAUCGAAAUUCAUUACUAUCAGUGCAGCAUGUGUACCACCGACUGUAAUCAAAGAAAUUCAACAAUUUUCAACGAUAGUUCGACAGAAAGAUGUGAAAAAUUUACAAAUUAUUAAUCGUACAAAUGCUAAUUGGCAAAUUAAACCAAUUAUUGACGGUGAACAAUGGUAUGGACCAAAGAUAAUCGAUAUUGCACCACAACAAACAGGAGUGUAUGAAUUAACUUAUAAACCAUUAACCAUGACCUUGGAUGGAAUGAAACAUAAAGGUACAAUCUUCUUUCCAUUACCUGAUGGUACAGGUUUAUUAUAUAAUUUAUGUGGAUUAUCCGAGACACCAAAGUCUUUGGUACGUAUAAAUCGUGAAAUUGAAUGUAAAAAGCUGCAUACAGAAAUUGUACAAAUACCGAAUUGGUUAACUAAUAUACAACAACGAUUUCAUGUGACUAGAGAAAUUCUUCGUCCAGAUAAAUUUGAUCCGAAUAUAACAAUUAUACAAGGUUUAGAUUAUAUCGACAUUCCAGCAGAUUCUAGUAAAGAAUAUAAAUUAAGUAUAUUCACUUAUCGUGAAGGUUCAACAUUGAUUAAAGUAACAUUUACCAAUGAAACAACUAAAGAAUAUCAAUAUUUCGAAGUGAAUUUUAAAUCUGUACGAAAUAAAAGUUUCGAAGUGAUUCGAAUGCAAACAUCUGUGCGUAAAUCAGUGACACAUACACUCACAUUAGAAAAUCCUUUAUCAAUACCAGUUAAUUUUCAAAUGAAUACAACUAUGCCGGAAGUUCAAUGUCCAAAUCAAUUACAAAUACCAGCAAAUUGUGAAGGUAAAGUAACACUUGAAUAUUUACCAUUGAAAAUUGGUCAGAGUCAUGGAAAAUUUGAAGCGAAUUGUAAUGAAUUAGGUUCAUUUAUUUAUGAAUUAAAUUUACAAGCAACAUCGGCUGGUUUAGAAUCGACAGUACAUUUUCGUACUACAAUAGGACAACGACAAUGUCAAAUUGUGAAAUUUACAAAUUUAUCAAAAACUAAAAAUGAAUUUAUUACAAAUAUAGACCAUUCUGAUUAUCAUUGUGAAAAACAAUUAAGUGUAGCACCGGGGGUUGAAGCAGCAUUGGAAGUGAUUUAUGAACCAACUACAUUGGGCAAUUCACUAGCUACCCUAACAAUAACAAGUGCACAAGCUGGUGAAUAUAGUUUUCUUUUAAAAGGUAUAGCUCUAGCACCACAACCACAAGGUCCAAUCAUUAUUAAAGCUGGUGAAACAAAACAUAUCAUAUUCCGCAAUGUAUUCUCUACACCUAUACUAUAUUCAUUCCAAGUUGAUAAUACUAUAUUUAAUCUACCAAAACAAAGUGAAAUUAUUAGACCUGGUAAAGAAUUUAGAAUCCCUGUUGGUCUUGACAAUAAUAUCACUAAAUCUCCAAUAACUGGAAAACUAGUAGUGACGGCAGUUCGCGCUCAAUCAAGUGCACGUACAAUUCGUAAAGGACCACAGAAUGUAAUUACUGAUACUACUACUUCUUCAUCAUCAUCAUCAACAUCAUCAUCGCCUCAACAGCAACAAUCAGGUUCUAGUGAUUCAUCCUUCGUAGAAAAAGGUGAAGGAUUUCAAUGGGUUUAUUAUUUACGUGGUGUUAUAUGAUAAACAUGAACAUGUGUAUAGUUUUCAAAUGAAAAGUUUUCUAUAAAAACAAAUUAUGCACUUUC